This is a messenger RNA of Python bivittatus (Burmese python), 1801 nucleotides long. The record is from RefSeq and is a predicted model, not a curated record. NCBI's taxonomy places the organism in Eukaryota, Metazoa, Chordata, Lepidosauria, Squamata, Pythonidae.
ACAUGGAUGAAAUAUGUACUUCCCAGCUCUUGACUGCUGUAAAACGUAUGGUCCUAACCCUUACUCAACAAAAUGAUGAAAGCAAAGAAUUUGUCAAGAUAUUUCAUAAGCAACUUGGUAGCAUUUUGCAGGAUUCACUGGCAAAAUUUGCUGGUAAAAAAUUAAAGGAUUGUGGGGAGGACCUUCUUGUUGAGAUUUCUGAAGUCUUAUUCAAUGAAUUGGCCUUUUUUAAACUCAUGCAAGACUUGGACAACAACAGCUUAACAGUAAAGCAAAAGUGUAAACCAAAAAUAGAAGUAAAAAAAUCACUCGAAGGAGCAGUAUGUUCAUCUACUGAAGAUAUUGAUGAAGACAAAGACAAAGAUGAAACUGAAACUAUUAAGCAAGUUCAUGAAUCUGCAAUAUUCAACAGAGAAAUUCCAGCCAGUACAAGAUCAGAUCCUUCCGACCAGGAAGAAGAGAGUGAAAAUCAUCCAGUCUCCAUAAGCUUGUCUAAAGCAGAAACCCAGGCUCUAACUAAUUAUGGAAGUGGAGAAGAUGAAAAUGAAGAUGAAGAAAUAGAUGAAUUUGAAGAGGGACCUGUAGAUGUUCAAACUUCCCUCCAGGCAAAUAAUGAAGCUAUAGCUGAAAAUGAAGAAGAACAGAUUUCACAGUCGAAAUUAGAGAAUCCAAAUGUGUGUCAAAUUGUAUCUUCUGAACAAGAGUCUGUAAAUACUAAAGAUGAUCAGAAUAGACCUGCUAUCGUGCCUCAGUAUCUUAAUCUUACAGAAGAAAAGCAGUCCUUAGCUGUUAGAGUUGCUGAAGAUUUUAAUGCCGGCACUAUAUUAGCCACAGAAAAAACAAACUCUUCACUAGGAGAAAAUGAAAACCAAGCUAUAGAUGCAAUUUGUGGAGACACAAAAUCAUCAUCAGGAACACCUGAAAGCUCUGUAGUUGGCAGUCCUGAUACAGAAUCUCCUGUAUUGGUUAAUGAAUAUGAAACUGGUUCUGGAAAUGUGAGUCAGAAAUCUGAUGAAGAUGACUUCGUAAAACUUGAAGACAUACCACUUAAACUUGCAGUCUACUCAGAGGAAGAACUAAUGAAAAAAAUGAUGGCAGAGUCUCAGACAAAUAGUAUCAGUGAAGAAAUUCUAGCUGAAGCAGAAAGGCAGGGUGAGGAACUGGUAGGAGAUCCUCAAAUGUUGAAGGAACCUGAGAUUGUUGGAGCUCAAAGUGAAUGAAAAUGACCUCUGGAACUUCUCUGUGGCCUGAUUAAUUGACAAAUGGAAAUAGAAAAUCACUACUACAUUUCAUGUGUUCUAAUCUGUAUAAAAUGUAAAAGUUUUUCACACACUGCCUUUUAGAAUAGACAUGCUAAUUUUUUCUCAUAAAAGUUCAAACAGCUAAACCUGAGAUUUCAGUCUGGCUACAGUUCUUACGUUUUUAUUAUUGUGAUUUUAGCAAUUUUACCAUGUAGUUUUAAAUAAAGUUUGACUUGUAUGUAGGUGUGUUUUGAACAAUGCUAUAUGAAGCUCAGACAAGCGAUGAGUAAUAAUAGAUUCAGGGGAGAGAUGUGUUGAUUUUUAAAAACAGUUUAUUGCUAGCUUGUUUAUAAAAGUGUUAAUGAGUUCUCACAAGAAAACUGUGCCAUAUGAUAUUGGGCUUGAUCCAAAGUGCUCUUCUGAGUGCAAAACAAACAGCAUGUUGGGGUACCUUAAAAACUGACAAAUUUAUUAUAUAUACUUAUUAUAGUAUAAGCUUUCAUGGGCUAUAUAAUCGAUUUUGUCAGAAAGAGGAGAAUUAGAUAGCAAGGAGGGAAUGA